AUCUCUCUGUGCGUCAUUAGCACGGAUGCUGGCCAACUUGCGAUGAAUAUUUUGUUUGUCAAUGUCAUGUUCCUUGAUUUGUUUUGCUCAAGAUUGAGGAUUUUUCCACUUCCAUCUUCAGUAGAAGGUACUUAUUUCAAAGGACCCUGGAAGUGCUUCCGUCAUUGAAGCCCUGUAUCAGCUACAGUGAGCGCCAUCAACAAAACUAACAAGAGAGCGCUUCAUCCAAACGUCAAACAAAAGAGAAGCAGACAACCAAGACAUGACUGCGUCCAAACGAAUGAGAAACAAUUUGUUGGUGACAUUUGUGGAAAAAGGAUUCUCGACUAGUAGUAUCCUACAAAAACAUUACAGGGUCCACACUAAAAAACAAACCAUAUGUUUGUCACAUUUGUGCUAAAGGCUUCUCGCAUAAUGGAAACCAACAAAGACAAACCAGGGUCCACACCAAAUGAGAAACCAUUUGUUUCUGACAUGUGUGUCAACAGCUUCUCCCAGAAAGGUGUUUUUGUUUGUAAUAUUUGUGGCAGAUGCUUCUCUCAUAAUAAUAGCCUCCAACGACAUAGGACUAGCCACACUAAUGAGAAACCGUUUGUUUGUGACAUUUGUGGCAAAUGUUUCUCAGAGAAAAGUAUACUUCAGAAACACAACAGGGCCCACGCUAUUGAGAAACCAUUUGUUUGUGACAUAUGUGGCAGACGCUUCGUUUAUGGUAGUAGCCUCAAAUAUCAUCAGAGUGUCCACACUAAUGAGCACCCGUAUGUUUGUGACAUCUGUAGCAAAGGCUUCCCUAAGAAAAGUGAACUUAAGCGACAUCAGAGGGUCCACACUAACGAGAAACCAUUUGUUUGUGACGUUUGUGGCAAAAGCUUCACACAAAACGGGAACCUUCUACACCAUCAAAGACGUCAAAGUCAUGAGAAACCACUUCUUGUUGAAGUUUGUGGCAAAACCUUUUCGCAGAAAGGCAGUUUUCACGAUCAUCAGAUGCUCCAUACUAUAAAAAAGGAACCUUUUGUUCAUAACAUUUGUGGGAAAGGCUUCCCUACGAAAACUAUGCUUCAACGACGUCAGAGGGUCCACACUAUUGAGAAACCAUUUGUUUGUGACAUUUGUGGCAGACGCUUCGCUCAUACUGGUAGCCUCAAAUAUCAUCAGAGUGUCCACACUAAUGAGCACCCGUUUGUUUGUGACAUUUGUAGCAAAGGCUUCUCUAAGGAAAGUGAACUUCAGCGACAUCAGAGGGUCCACACUAACGAGAAACCAUUUGUUUGUGACGUUUGUGGCAAAAGCUUCUCACAAAACGGGAACCUUCUACAGCAUCGGAAAAUACACAGCAAUGAGAAACCAUUUGUAUGCGAAGUUUGUGGCUAUUGUUUUUCGCAGAAAGGCAGUCUUCAAAAUCAUCAGAAGGUCCACACUAAAGAGAAACACUUUUUUUGUGACAUUUGUGGCAAAGGCUUCUCUUGGAAAGGUUCGCUUCAGCGACAUCAAAUGGUCCACAGUAAUGAGAAACCAUUUGUUUGUAACAUUUGUGGCAAAUGCUUCUCUCAUAAUUAUAGCCUCCAACGACAUAGGAUUAGCCACACUAAUGAAAAACCGUUUGUUUGUGACACUUGUGGCAAAAGUUUCUCUGAGAAAAGCAUACUUCAGCGACAUGAUAGAGUCCACACUAGCGAGAAACCAUUUGUCUGUGACAUUUGUGGAAAAGGCUUUUCACAAAAAGGUAACCUUCAACUGCAUCUGAGAGUUCACACUAAUGAGAAACCAUUUGUCUGCGAAGUUUGUGGAAAAUGUUUUUCGCAGAAAGGUAGUUUUAAAGAUCAUCGGAGGAUCCACACUAAGGAGAAACCAUUUGUUUGUGACAUUUGUGGCAAAGGUUUCUCUGCGAAAAGUACACUUCAGCUACAUCAGAUAGUCCACACUAAUGAAAAACCAUUUGUUUGUGACAUUUGUGGCAAAGGCUUCUCACAAAAAGGUAAUUUUCAACAGCAUCAGAGAGUUCACACUAAUGAAAAACCAUUUGCUUGUGACGUUUGUGGUAGAUGUUUUUCGCAGUAAGUAAGUUUUUUAAAACAUCAGAGG
Messenger RNA from Patiria miniata (bat star), 2085 nucleotides. Its product is annotated as zinc finger protein OZF-like. Gene Ontology annotation, molecular function: RNA polymerase II cis-regulatory region sequence-specific DNA binding; DNA-binding transcription factor activity, RNA polymerase II-specific. The transcript is spliced from 2 exons. Lineage: Eukaryota; Metazoa; Echinodermata; Asteroidea; Valvatida; Asterinidae. The coding region runs from base 379 to 2061 and encodes 560 amino acids. The record is from RefSeq and is a predicted model, not a curated record. Gene Ontology annotation, biological process: regulation of DNA-templated transcription.